Molecule: messenger RNA, 2973 nt
Organism: Hyalella azteca
Lineage: Eukaryota; Metazoa; Arthropoda; Malacostraca; Amphipoda; Hyalellidae
Exons: 4
Coding region: 24-1178 (384 amino acids)
Source: RefSeq, a predicted model, not a curated record
GAAAGCUGUGUAUACUCAGAACAAUGCGGGAUGUUGAAGGAUACAAGGUCCUUGCAUCCGCAGAUCUAUCCGAUCUGCGAAAUAACUUGAAAAGAUUUAUUCGCAAAUAUAACUUUAAAUUUAUCUUAUGUUUGAUAUUUAUUGGAGCUUCAGUAUACGUGCUGGCAAACUAUGAUGUGAAAUUCUCGGCUUCUGGUAUGGACAUGGGAUGUUUGGAUUCUGAGCUGAGCAGGAUUCACCAGAAUCGUGCCAGACAAUUGCAGAUAUUUUCCUUGAACUCAAGCUUGAUUCAUUCGACUGAAAUAGGCCAUGUAAAUCCUAAAUGUGAUUUGCCGUGGUGGGAUGGUGCUCUCGACAACUGUUGGGCAAUUCAAGAACAGUUUAUUGCUCAGAAAAACAAAUCACGAAGCUAUUGCGGCAAGAGGGCGGACUUUGCUGGUCCCAAUCAAAAAGUUCUUUCCUACUGCGUAUAUGGAAAUUAUUCAAAGUACGCGUCUGGAUUUCCCAGAAUUUUAGACGCCAUAAGGAAAUGGUACCCGGGGUGGCUGGUUCGGCUGUACACUGAACCUUCCAUGUACGUCAAAGAACUCAGACCUCUCAUGCUGCAGCACCCAUACUUGUAUUUGUGCGACGUGAGUAACUUACCAGGCGACAUCCCUGACGUCCGCGUGCCAGAUUCCAUGCUGUGGAGAGUAGCAGUCUUGGGUGACGAGACGGUCGACGUGUUCCUGGUUCGAGAUAUAGACGCUGAGAUGUUGUAUCGUGAAGUGGCAGCCGUUCAUGAGUUCUUGGAAUCAGGUAAGAUGCUGCACAUAAUGCGCGAUCAUCCAUGGCAUGGCGUGUCACUUCUGGGGGGAACUUACGGCGUGAACCAGGCAGCCUGCAACCGCUCACUCCUAAAUCUCAUCCGCCGCCAAGUUUUUGACCAACGUCAAAAAAUCAACGAUCAGUCCGUGCUGCAAAUGUAUUUAUACCCCAAGCUGGUUCACAGCUCCAUCUCCCACGACAGCUAUAGCUGCCAACACUUCCCCUCAACUGUGCCCUUCCCAACACAGAGAAACGCCAGCCAGUUUGUCGGCAACAGGAGGUACAGAAGUCAAUUCUCGGAUGAUGUGGUAAAGGCUGAGUGUCCCGUUAAAUGCAGGCCUCCCACCCAUCAGGACUGGAAAUUUUGCUGAAGCGUUGUCCUUGCAUAAUUCACAACACAAACUUACUUCGUUAAAGGUUAAGAAUUUAUUGAGUAUAUAUCCGGAGUUAUUUCAAUUUUGAUGUUACUUUGAUACGCUCGGUAUGUAUAAUUGUUCAUCAGUCAGGUAACAAGUUUGAUGAAGUCAUGUUUAGGAGCAAAUCUCAUGAGCUGCUUCAAUUUCAACUUGAUUACGUAUUGCAUAUUUUCGCACCGGCAAUGAUUUCCUCACUUUUAUUUUAUGGAGUUUUCCUAUUGGUACUGGUACUCUCGAUAAUUAUUAUUUUUCAUUGAAGGCAAAUUAUUGCUAGAAUGCCAAUGAAUGUAUGGAUUAGGUCAGCAGGUAACAGGGAUCAACAUCCGAGACGUUUGCAGCGCUGUAGCAAAGUAAUUGAAUUGAGUUAUACAAGUAUAUGAUAAUCAUGUACGAAAGGCGUAUAUUGAAUUGCCAAUACGAUGGAUACAAAAAUUGUAUCUGCAGGAAACAGAAAUCGUCAUUUCGCAAAUGUCGUGCACUGAUCCAAAAUGUAUAAGCAACACUAUACGACUUGUGCUGGAACGAGAUAAACAUUUUGACAUGACCAAGCUUUUCUUUGAAUGGUGGUAACAAACUAAGUUUCCAGAAAAUUUAUAUCAACUAUGAUGAACUGUUAGUCAUCAAUUAUUACGAUGGAAACAUCUGAAUUACCGUUUAUUUCUCUGAAAUAUGUAUCCUGAUUUUACUCAAAUAUCUGAAAAUUGUGAACUGAUCUCUCAAAGGUACAUUGCUGCCUUGAAUUCUGAUCAUCCCCAGCAAGGUUUGUGUGAUAAUGCUUAAAUUUAAUUAUUAUGUUUUUUAGUUAAUUUCCAUCAUCACGUGCGAUGUAUGUAUUAUUUAUAUUUCCUAGUACGUCAAGCUAGCAAAGUUUCUCACAGCCGAGCGAGAAUGUGUAAUAUAACCUUCUUUAAUUUUCUCUGUCUCAUCAUGCAUAACUAAGUAUUGUUUCGAACGUUUUCGUGUACCCUGUCAGCCGAAUUAAAUUCCUUUGUUAUCUUUUCAAACGUGAUUCCAACUGAACAAAAUAUAAACAAAAUUCUCACGUUGACCAUUAAUAACCUUGUGCAAAUCUGAGGACCUAUACAGAAGUAGAGCGCAACAAUAAUCGUCCUCAGUUUAAGAAAUGAAAAAUACAAUAUGACAGUUAUCUAGGCAAUAAUUACAGGGAAUUCUAUGCACGUGACCUUACGAUUGACCAACCAGUUGUGAGGAUUGGACUGAAGAUGAUGAUCAGGAACUUGAUGUGAAUUGUAGUAAGCUUCCUAAGCGGUGAUUGUAAGUUCGUGGAAAAGCUUUAUUUAUUAAUUAACAAAACUCUCAACUUUGGCACAUUACAAUAAGUCAGUCAAAUUACUCAUACUUUGGGUACAUUUAUCAUCAACAAUUUCGUUAAGUUUGUACGUCCUGAAGUUGUAGGGAUGAAUGGAUGUUUAAAUUGUUAUGGAAACUCGGAGCAAUAUUCACCAUCAUAGGACGAGUGCGAGCAAGGUGCGGGUAUUUCACUUGUGUCAAGCCAGUUGCUGUCAAAGGAUCAAGCUAGUGGAUCUAAGCGUUUUCUGUAGCCUUAUACCUUCUUGUCGUAGACGAUUAGGGUUGCUGUCAGGAUCAUUGCCUUACUGGCAUCGAAAAAAUUAUAAUGUAAAAGAGAGACUGGUUUUUCGACAUUUGUUAUGAGCGUGAGUAAUUUAUUGGUUUAAUGUGAAAAACGGCAAAUAAUAAUCAAAUGAUAAUCUUUGCCUUAACGCUUAAC